This is a messenger RNA of Epinephelus lanceolatus (giant grouper), 4869 nucleotides long. The record is from RefSeq and is a predicted model, not a curated record. NCBI's taxonomy places the organism in Eukaryota, Metazoa, Chordata, Actinopteri, Perciformes, Serranidae.
CACAAGCUGCAGUUUGGAUAACAACCGAUGUCCUCAUUGUCGCCGCCCUGAAUCGCCCUGAGCGAGUUUUAAUCAGCCUCAAAACAAGAAGUCCUGGACCAUGGCGUUCAGGAGGGCUCUGAAACAGACGGCAAUCAUAGGCGGAGGGGCGGUAGCCACGGUGUUUGGCCUGUCACAGCUGAUUGAAUACAAGAAGACGCAGCAUGGAUUGGCUCGGUUAGCCCACGUGGCAGCAGAAGCAGAGCUGAAGGUUCCCUAUGCGGAUGAGCUUCCCUCUCGGCAGGCCCAGCUCGCGAGGCUCCAAAACACAGAGGAGUUUGAUGUUCUCAUUGUAGGAGGAGGUGCCACUGGUGCAGGAUGUGCCUUAGACGCUGUCACACGCAACCUCAAGACUGCUGUCGUAGAGAGAAGCGAUUUCUCUUCAGGUACAAGCAGUCGGAGUACCAAGCUAAUCCAUGGUGGGGUGCGAUACCUCCAAAAGGCCGUCAUGCAGUUAGACUACGAACAGUACAUGAUGGUGAAAGAGGCCCUGCACGAGCGAGCCAACCUCCUGGAGAUUGCACCUCAUCUAUCUGCGCCGCUACCCAUCAUGCUUCCUGUUUACAAAUGGUGGCAGUUGCCUUACUACUGGGCAGGGAUCAAGAUGUACGACCUGGUGGCUGGGAUCGAGAAUCUGAAGAGCAGCUAUGUCCUCAGUAAGACCAAGGCUUUGGAGCUUUUCCCCAUGCUGAAAAAGGACAAGCUGGUAGGGGCCAUCGUCUACUAUGACGGGCAGCACAAUGAUGCACGCAUGAACCUGGCCAUCACCCUCACUUCUGCCCGCUACGGCGCCACCGUCGCCAACUACACCGAGGUGGUCCGCCUGCUGAAGACAAAGGACCCACAGACCGACAAGGAGAAGGUUUGUGGCGCCCGCUGCAGGGACGUCCUCACAGGACAGGAAUUUGAUGUGAAGGCCAAGUGCGUGAUCAACGCCACCGGACCGUUCACAGACUCACUAAGGAAGAUGGACAACCAGGAAAUCCAAAACAUCUGCCAACCCAGCGCUGGUGUUCACAUCGUCAUCCCUGGUUACUACAGUCCUGACAACAUGGGUCUGCUCGACCCGGCGACAAGUGACGGACGUGUCAUCUUCUUCCUGCCCUGGGAAAAGAUGACCAUCGCUGGGACGACCGACUCACCCACCAGCGUGACGGCCCACCCAAUCCCAGGGGAGGACGACAUCAACUUCAUCCUGAGGGAGGUCCGCAACUACCUCAGUCCUGACGUAGAAGUGCGCCGAGGAGAUGUGUUGGCGGCAUGGAGUGGAAUCCGUCCCCUGGUGACCGACCCCAGUUCUAAAGACACUCAGUCCAUCUGCAGAAACCACAUCGUCAGCAUCAGUGACAGUGGACUGGUCACCAUCGCUGGUGGGAAGUGGACGACCUACAGGGCCAUGGCUGAAGAGACUCUGGACGCAGCAGUCAAAUCCCACGGCCUCUUAGCUGAGCCCUGUAAGACUGUGGGUCUGAUGCUGGAGGGAGGCAAGGGCUGGACGCCUACCCUCUACAUCCGCCUGGUGCAGGACUAUGGACUGGAGAAUGAGGUCGCUCAGCACCUGGCCUCGACGUAUGGAGGAAAGGCUUACGAUGUGGCCAAGAUGGCCCAGGUCACUGGGCAAAGAUGGCCAAUAGUGGGGAAAAGAUUGGUGUCUGAGUUUCCUUACAUCGAGAGUGAGGUGCUGUAUGCGAUCAAGGAAUACGCCUGCACGGCCACUGACGUUAUCGCCCGACGAACACGCCUGGGCUUCUUGAACGUGCAGGCGGCUGAUGAAGCCCUCCCACGCAUCGUAGAAAUCAUGGGGAAAGAGCUAGGCUGGAGUGAGGAGCACAAGACGGCAGAGCUUGAAGCAGCCAGGAAGUUUCUGUACCAUGAGAUGGGCUACAGGUCACGCUCUGAACAGCUGACCAAGACAUCUGAGAUCAACCUGGACAACCAGGAGAUAGCCAGGUACAAGAAACGUUUUCACAACUUUGACAAAGAAAGCAAAGGAUUCAUCACCACUGUCGAUGUCCAGCAAGUUUUAGAAAGCAUCAAUGUCCAAAUUGAUGAAAAUGCGCUCCAUGAAAUCCUUAAUGAGGUGGAUCUCAACAAGAAUGGACAAGUGGAAAUUGAUGAAUUCAUGCAGGGGCAACAUACAGCUGAUGAGCGCGGUAAAGAAGGGACAAGUGUCGGACAGCCGCCUGGCCAUACUGAUGAAAACGGCAGAGGAGACUCUGAAUAAAAGAGGGCCGGUGACGGUGGACCGGAGCGGGGGUGGAGUCUGAGCCCGAGGGUGCCAAGAAAAAAUUCAGCUACUGGUCCUUUUUAAAGGUGGUGAUGACAAAAGGGUUCUCAUGCAAAUGGUGUUAUUUGAAUGACAAUAAUGCAAUCAAGCACACGGCAGGGUGAAUUUGGCCAAAUCAAGCCUCACUCCUGAGUGUGUUUUGAGGGAAAUGGUAUCUAAUGAAUGAGGCUGAGGUUUGUUUUCUGAACAUCUGGUGCCUCUGAUAUUACACAGCACAUCUGUUUUGUACUGUCUUUUAAACUUUGAUAUUUUAAUCAUGAACAUUAUCUUUGUACUUCUCCAACACUCCUUUUUAAACUCAAUUUUUUUAAUAGUAUGGACACGAUUGUUGGUUAAACACUGUCUUCAAUGCAAUGCAGCUUUUUCAUGUGGCAACUGAGCAUUUGUUUAUGCUUUAUUUUAUGGGUCUGCUAUCAUUUAUCGAAAUAAUGCCCUGGAAAUAAUUUGUAACCUGGUGCCAAUUACAGGGAAAAUAGAGAUGGUGUUCAUAAAUGUUUACAGGCAUGCAACUUAAUAUAAAUGAAGAAUAAAGCUUCCAUAAAUUAAUGAUAAAUAAAUAUUACCAUGACUGAAAUUGACCCUAUUUUACCUGUAAUAAGUAACAAGUAACUAGUUAUUUCCAGGAAACUUCCAAAAAAGUAACAGUGGACCCCUAAUACAAAGUCGCACCGAGCAUGUAAAUGUGAUCAAAGCACAUUACAAGCACUGGUCAGUUAAUAUUCAAUGGGUUUUAAAGCACUCUGAGAUGUUUCCGAAGUACUUCUACUCCUGUUGACCUGAUAUAAGUGUGGGAGGAAUCUUACAUGUUCAUGCCUACUGUGUUUUUCCAUUUAGUGCACUACCAGCAAACAGCUACACUAUGGAAGCCCAUUUCUGCCAGUGUGAUGACAAAAAAAGAGUUAUUAUAACAAAAAAUCUGAAAGUUUCUCAAAGUAAUGAGUUAGUAUAAAUUAAUUAAUAUUUCAAGCAGGUGGAGUUAGUAUCUCAUGUAAUUGAGAAAGUUUCUACAAAUCAUGACUCAGAAUCUUAAAAUAAUGAAAAACUUUUGCAAGAUAGUGAGAGACUUUCUCAAACUAAUGAAAUAAUACCUUAAAAUAAUGAGAAACGUUAUGAAAAUAAUGAUUAGAUAUUUUUUAAAAAACACAGAAAUUUCUCAAAAUAAAGAGUUAGUAUCUCAAAAAUAAGAAACCUUCUCUGAAUAAUCAGUUAGUAUCUCAGAAUAAUCAGAAAGUUUCUGAAAGUAGUGUAUUAGUAGCUCAGAGUAAUGGGUUACUGUCUGAAAUAAUCACAAACUUUCUAAAAAUAAUGACCUAGUAUCUCCAAAUGAGAAACUUUUUUUCAAGUUAGAAUCAGAAACUUUCUGAAAAUAAUGACGUAGUACCUCAAAAUGAGAAAUGUUCUCAAGUUAUCAUCACAAAUUAAUGAGAAACUGUCUCAAAAUAAUGAGAAACUUUCUGUAAAUAAUGACCUAGUAUCUUGAAAUGAAAGUUAGUCAAGUUAUUAUGUCAUGUAAAUGAGAUAAUGAGACAAAUAAUGACUUAGUAUGUCAAAAUAAUGAGAAUCUUUCUUAAGAAGAAUGAGUAUCUCAAAAUGGAAAUGGAUUUUCCAAAAUCAUGACUUUAUAUCUCAAAAUGAGCUUGUACCGCAAAAUGAUAAGAAACUGUCUCAAAAUCAUGACUUUAUAUUUCAUAAUAAGAAAUUGAAAUUACUUCAAAAUAAUGAUUUAUUAUAUUUUGAGAUAUUAAAUGAUUAUUUUGAGAAAACUGAAAUACUAAGCCAUUACUUGAGAAAUCUGUCAUUAUUUUUAAGAAACAUAAGAUCUCAAAAAUAAUAUGAAACAACACUUAUUUUAAGGAAGUUUCUCAUAAUUACUUACAGAUUUUUUUUAUUUAUUUAUUUAAUUUUAUUUUUUGUCACACGCGGAAAUGAGCUUCCAUAACUACCAGAACUGAAGUUUACAUUGCAAGGUUUUGAGCUUUAGUGUUUUUCUGAGACAGAUGCUUUUUAAUCUUUUCUUUCUAUUCAUAUUUUUUAUUAUUUAUUUCUCAUGUCACUUCAGCAGUUUAUAGACACCGCAUACAUUUACAGAGAUUUAAAUGCAUUGCAUGAGAAAUCAGGAUUUCAAAUACAUUUAUUUUUUUGCAUGCUACAUGUUAACCAUUUCUCUCUAAUAAUGUAAAGCCUAAUCUUUAUUUUUACAAUGUAUUUGAAGUUCUUUUAUUUUUUUGUGCUUGCGGUCGAGAGCAGAGAGGAAGUAUAUAUAUAAUACUGCAUGCGUGUUAGCUGAUGUUGUUAUUGUUUAUGUGACAAAAAUAGGACAUUUUUAAUCCAACAAGGACGUCAUGUCGGAGCAUAUUGUACGUUUUUGUGAUUUUGGGGAAAGGAAAAGGCAGCACACUGUGUGAAUGUAUAUGUGCCUUGAUGUGCCUAAGAUAUGACCCUCUUUUUCACAAUGCCACACUCAAUGUUUAAGAAACACAGGAAAUUAUGGUAAAGAAUGUAAAGAUAUUUAAUAAGUUGUUACAUAAAGAAUAGUAUUUAAA